Saprolegnia parasitica CBS 223.65 is the source of this 5862-nucleotide messenger RNA. RefSeq lists its product as hypothetical. The transcript has 2 exons. Gene Ontology annotation, molecular function: GTP binding; GTPase activity. Bases 1 to 5862 code for a protein of 1953 amino acids. The record is from RefSeq and is a predicted model, not a curated record. NCBI's taxonomy places the organism in Eukaryota, Oomycota, Saprolegniomycetes, Saprolegniales, Saprolegniaceae.
AUGACCGAAAGCAGCGUCGCGACGAGCUACGAAGAGCUCAACUGCUACCACUUGCUUGAAACCGUGGUCCAAUUCGAGGACGGCUCCGAGGUCUUCCAGCCCACGCUCAAAGAAUCCGAGCUCUUCCGCCUCCUCCGCGCACUUGGCGUCGUGGACGCCGAGGCGGCGCUGCCGGAGGGCCAGCUCGGCCGCUUCGUCAACGCGUGCCUCAACAGCGUCAAGAUUAAGCGGACAUGCGAAAAGUACAGAAGCGUUGACGUGGUUGCAUGCUACGGCAAGCAAGCAGCGGUCGAAGCGGACCUGCGCGCGCAAGGCUGGUGGCCGACGCGCCUCGAAACGUACUUGCAUGCGCACCACGAAGGCGUGUAUGCGAUGCUACUUCCCGAAGCGAGCGACCGUCCCAAGCUCGUGCUCUUUACGUGGCUCCUCGACCCGUCGUUUUCGCCACAGCGCCUGCGCGAGCGGGCGACUUACGCGCUGCGGUUUCUGACGCUAUUGACGCCAAUCGUGCGCUGCUGCAUCGGUGAUGCGGAAUGGGAUGUGCUCGAGCGCGCCGACGACGAGGCGCGCGCCGGGUCGUCUCGAAAGAAGCAUGCGGUCAAGUUUCACGUCCGGACGUCCAAGGACCUGGCGGAACGCAUCUCGUGCGACGUCGCUUCGGCGCCAACAACGGUGACGCCGGGCGACAUGCUCGUGGCGGCGACGGAGGUGGCGGGGGUGACGAUGCACCUCUCGCACGACCACGACAUUCGCCAAACGUCCGGAUCGAUCUCGGUCGCGUCGCCCGCCGCCUUUGCAACGUGGCUCUUGGAGGCGACGACGACGCACCGUCUCCAGAUCCGAGUGCAGCUUCCGCGCAAUUGCAAGCGCGCGGUGCUCGAAGCGAUGAACUUGCUGCCGACGAUGCAGCUUUCGAGCACGACGAAGGAAAGUCUCCUGGGCGACCUGCGCGUGCACGCCAAGGCAGAGGCAGCCGCGCAGCUCGCGGCGAUCGAGAAUCACGUCGUCCAAGCUGGCGCCAAACGCCUCUGCGUGCACGGUGCCAUGACGGCGGCGGACGAAGCGGACGCGCACAAGGCGCUGCUGACGCAGAAAAGGGCACUGGCGCUCUCGCUCGUAGACGUGGUCGACCUUCCGACCACGUUUCAGCCGCCCGUUGCCGACCUUGUCAACGCCGAGUACGCGCGCCUUCUUGACGAAGAUCCGGACGUCCUCGCAGCCGCCAAGCGAACGUCGUCGUCGCUGUUGACCGACAUGGCUACAUCGGCCAGUCUCGAGUUUCCGUUCCUCGCGAAGCACAAGGUCGAGAUGGAGCUGGUCUUGCUGCGCUCCGAGAGCCUCCUUCGCGACAACUACGACGCGUGGUGUCAAGAGAUGCGCGCGUUCCUCCACAGCGAGCCAGUCGUUGCCAGUACGACGAACCAAUGCUUCAACGCGCUGGUCGGUAAAGUCCAUUGGAAGACCACGUUGCGGUGUGCGAAGGAAGCCAUCGUUCACGAAGCAUUUGUCGCUGCCAUCACGGCGGCGAACGCAAAGCACGCGCCAACGGAUCUGCUCUGCGUCCAUCUCAACGACAUCAGUAGCGACAGCCACGUCCACUUCCAAAAAGAGUACUACGUUGCGGGGGGCGCGACGCAGCUGACGCUGACGCCGGUCAGUGACGCAUCGCUUGGCAGCCUCAAGCUGCCGCGGGACGCACACGUGGUCGACGCCGCCUUCGUGGCGGGACCGCGCACGUUUGUCAUCGUCGUCUUUACGCGGCACGACAAGACCCAUGUGCAGUCGUACGAGGCCAACGGCGCGCGGCCCAUGACGCGACUCGUGGCCAGAGAAUUUCCGACGCUCGUCGAGCGCUGCGAUUUUGACGCGGCGCGUCGCCUCUUGGCGCUCCAGCACACGGCCACAAAGGUCGACAUCUUUGCCUUUAACGAGUCGUUCAAGGUCGUGGAGCGGGCGCAUCAGUUCGACUUGCUUCUUUUAAGUCCUAGCGCGCCGUACGCUGCCUUUCAUUUGCUUGGUGGCGACAACCCUGGUAUCUUCGUCGUCGGGGACGACGGCUGUGCCCACGCGUACCACUUGGGCACGCAUCAGCAAUCCAAGCUCGUACCGGCCUUUGCGACGCCAGAGACAAAGGUCGUCAAGCUCCAAAACGGCGCGUUCAUGGUGUGCAUCGAGCCGCUGGACAACGAGAAUGACGGCGAGUGUGGUCGUCGUCUUCGCCUCCGUGCGUUCGAGAUUCCGACCCACGCGGCGCUGCCUUUGGUCACCGAGGUCGCGCUGCCGAUGCCGCUCCAGUGGUCGACUGUCCAAGCCCGCGCAUCUGACGACACGAUCGUGCUUCUUGACCAGAGCUCAGGUGCCAUGAUGGUUCUCAAGAUGAAAAUCGUGAUCGGCAAGCUCGGGUUCGAAGUCUGUCCAGCGGCGCCCGUGACAGCCAGCGAAAGCCACGUGCUCGCGCCGCUUUGUCACGUCUUUGAGAAGUUUCCUGUCCAAGCGGCCAUGACACAACACGGCGACGACCGCAAUCGCACGGGGGACGAGGCGGCGGUCGGGGGACGAGGCGGCGGUGCCUUGUUGCCGACGGCACUCCAGCUGCACGUGCAAGCGUCGUCGUCCCAGCGCCGCAAGACGGUCUCGAAAGUCGUCGAGUCGAUCAUGAGGGUACUUCGCACGCUCAACGAGAGCCUCGCGUCGCUCUCCCUGGCCAACAACUUGGUCGUGAACGGAGAAUUGGCGUGGGCAACGAUGGCGCUUGGGCGCUGGGUCCUCGAGCUUGUUGGGUCUGUGGCCGUACCCAUCUGUCGCUUGCGCGACAACGAGCUCGAGCUAUUGCGCAAUGGCAACGUGGUCACGCUGAGUCAGUACGCCGAGGUCCAUCAGAUGGUACCGCAGAUCCUUUUCGGGCCGUCGAGCUACAUUCUCAAGGCGUGGUCCGGCCCGAUUGUCGUCAUCACGUCCAUGGGAAAGCCGUCGACGGGCAAGUCGUACUUUCUCAACCACCUCACUGGCAGCUCGUUUGCGGUCUCGGGUGGGCGCUGCACGGACGGCGUCUGGCUCGCGCUACGCCCGUACCGUGAUGCGCUUGUGGUCGUCCUCGACUUCGAGGGCCUCAGGUCGUCUGAGCGCAGCACACAAGAAGAUACGCUCCUCUCGGUCCUCAACGCGGCUAUUUCGCAGCUCACGAUCUUUCGCAUCGACAUGCGAUUUGGCAAGGACAUUGACGCAAUGUUUUCCAAUUUUCAGAAGGGCAUCUCGAUGCUCAAGGGCGAUAACCGACUUUUCAGCGGUCAGCUCUACAUCAACGCCAAGGACAUGAACCCCGACGACGCCGUAUCGGUCAUGGACGCGUUCACAACCAAGCUCGCGCGUCUCCUGACCGACAUUCCAGCCGUCACUGUCAUGUACGGGGAAGACAUUCUGGUCACGGAUUCCGCACCGCCCAACCGUAUCGGCAACUACGACGGCAGCUACUGCUACGGUCUAGCCCAAGCCUCGAUAUGCUUGGCCGAAGCGCGGGACAGAAUGACGUUUUCAAGCGGCGCCGACUUUCACGAGUUUCUUGCCCUUGUCCUUGCCAAGCUCGUUCGGCGCGAUUGGACGUCAAUGGACGACAACAUCGCAGCAGGCAAGACGGUGUGGCUGCGCGAGCAGCUUCGCUUCGCGCUAUGCAACGGCAAGCUCGAUGCAGCCAGCACAAUGGCAUCGCCAGAGAUUUGGGCUGCCGACGACGAGACGAUGGUGGCUCAGCGCCAAGCGAUGGGCCUGGCCAACAUGGUCGUGCCCCGCGAUACCGAGAUCGACUUCGGUCUGGCGUUGGAUGGCCCGACAGACUCGUUGGCCAACCUCUCAGUGGUCAAGGCGACGCUCCUCCAUAACAUGGGACGGUACGCCCGGAGACGCCGCGAUGAUGAUCCUCUCAUCACGGCGCCGCGUCGCGUCGACCACGAAGUGCCGUUUGAUGUGCUUUGGAAGUACAUUUUGUGGCGCCGUGAGCACCGUGUCCGCGCCUGGUUCGAGUCGCUCGGUGGCGCAAGCCGCCAAUUGCUGCAAGACGACUUGAACAAUUGCGUCGAAACAUUCAAGCAGCUUCUCCGUCGAUGCGAGCACACGUGCAGCACGUGCAAGCUUGGGUGUUUCGAGUCGUUCGUACAUGGCCAUGCCGUGCCCCACGAUUGCGGCGGGAGCCACCGCUGCGAAGGACGCUGUGCCCACUGUAAGGACGACGAGCCCUGCGGCGCCCACGCGGGCCACGCGGGUGCGUGCAACUGCGGUCAGAUGAGCCACACGUGCUCGCAAGUGUGCCACCUCGCUGCCGCCCGCAACUGCGACGGCAACUGCCACCUCAACGUCGACCACAGUGGGCCGCAUGUCUGCAGUGUUUCGGAGCACCUCUGCCCCGAGAAAUGCGAAGCCGAGAACUGCCGAAACGCGUGCAACCACGGACUUGGUGUCGCACACGUGACGCACUCGUGCGGCGAGCGUCGCUGCCAGCAACGCUGCAGCUACGUCGGCUGCACUGCCACUUGCGCCACGGACGACCACUUCCACGCUAUCAACGCCCUGCACUCUUGCGGCAUCGAGCACACGUGCCAUGCCGAGUGCUCAGCCAGCGGCGUUUGCGAGCUCAAGGUCCAGCAGGAGACGAUGACGGCGCAGGUUGACGGCGCCAGCGUCACGAGUUAUCACCAAGCUAACAACGCGUUUCGGAAAAAGUGCAACGUCAAGAUCCAAGUCAACUGUGUCGAGCAUAAUGGCAAGCCCCAUCGCUGUGACGCCAACGUGCACACGUGCGACGCGCGCUGCCCGCGCUGCAACUACUACUGCACAAAAGCGUACGGACACGAGGGUGCGCACGCAACGACGCAUGGCACCAUGGCCUUAGCCAUGGAUGGAUGUCGCUCAAGCGGAGCUCGAGACUGGCGGCAAGGUGUCGCCGAGACAUGUCCGUUCUUUUGCUCCAAGCUCGGUCGCGGCCAUGUCCACUACGUCCCAUGCUCGCACACAUCGGUUGACGCGUGCACGUAUGCGGCCAUGGACGGCCACCGGCACAGCAAGAUGACGCUUGCCUCCAACCCGACGCAGCCCAUGGACGAAGUGCUCCAUGACACGUACUGGACGACGCUGGGGUGGGAAGACCCAGUCUCGAGCGCGCUCGAGCGCGAUCACUUUGGCUUGUGCUCGUACGAGUGCGAGGCGCCCAAACACAAGGCAAACUACGGUGGCAAGUCGCACUGUGUCUUGGGUGCGCGGCACGAGCCAGUGGUCGACGUGACGACCUUGGCGUCGACUCAAUCGCUUGUCCAAGGUCACGUCUUCAACUGCCAGCACGUUGCCGCAAAGGGUCUGCACCACCACGUCUUCGUGCUUGAUGCGUCCAGGUCCAUGAGUGGAGAGCCGUGGACGGCGCUCACGGCGGCCUUCCACGCGUACCUCGCGCAGCAAAGCCAAAGCUGCGCCGACAUUGUCUCGGUCGUCACGUUCGAUCGUACUGCCCGCAUCGUGCACGAGCGCAAGUCGCUCGUCGAAAUGACCGACACGUUGUUGCCAUUCGCGUGUGGCAUCUCAACCGACUACGACGCGGGCCUGCGCAGCGCCAACGACGUGCUCUCGCGCAACGACCACGCGACGUACACGCCCCACAUCGCCAAGACGUACAACAUCUAUAGGCUCCAGAGCUCGUGCGUCGGCUUUGGGGACAGCAAGGCUGGGCCCUUGAAGACUCUCGCAUCGCACCUUGGCGGCACGUUCACGAAGGCGCAGUCGGACUCUGACUUGCUCGCGGCAUUCAAGAAGAUCUCUGUCGCCGUCCACAAUAACGCAGGGCAGAUGAUGGCCAAGACGGCGACGACGGAACCGGUGUAG